Molecule: messenger RNA, 866 nt
Organism: Phlebotomus argentipes
Lineage: Eukaryota; Metazoa; Arthropoda; Insecta; Diptera; Psychodidae
Product: protein PET117 homolog, mitochondrial
Exons: 2
Coding region: 10-336 (108 amino acids)
Biological process (GO): mitochondrial respiratory chain complex IV assembly
Cellular component (GO): mitochondrion
Source: RefSeq, a predicted model, not a curated record
ACUGAGGUUAUGUUCAAUGUUGCCGGCUGUCACGGGAAAUUCGCCAAAAUUGCUGGAAAACUCUGCGAAAAUUGUAGAAAUUUGUGUGAAUUUGCGAUGUCAACCCUCGCAAAAACUACCCUAAGUCUCUCAUGUGUGGUGUCCCUGGGAAUCAUAGGCUAUGUGCACUACAAACAGCAAUCAGACAGGUCAAAAUUGCACGAGGGAGUCAUCAAGGAUGUGGAGAGGCAGCAAAGGCGUAAAUUGGAGAACACUUAUCGACUCCAGGAGCAAAUAGAAUUGACCAAACAAUUGCAGAAAGAGCAAGACGCACUAGAGAAAGGUUCUGGAGGGUAAUGAAACCCCUGUGGCACUCGUGCAGGAGAUUUCGAUAGAAUAUGUACAGAAUAAGAUUACCUAUAGUGUUAAAAGAAUAAAGGACUGAUCAGGAGAGCCUGAAAAUUAUUAAAGAAAAGCGAUUACAGACCCAUCAGAAAUGCUUGGGCCAAAAUCCUCUUCUCUUAGUCACAAUUCAAUGUUCAUCCGAGGUUUUACUCGAUAAUUACUUUUAUUCAAUAUCCAAUAUAGAAAUGUUUGUUACUCACCUGUUAGACAAAUUUCACAAAAAAUAUAAAACUUUUUUUUUAUAUAAAAAAGGGGCUUCUUCCAGAUAUACUAGUAAAAAAAAGGAAAUAUACAAAAUUGAGAUUACGAUCCAGAGCGCUCCAAGUACAACCAAAAUAGUGAUUUUGCUGGGAAAUUCUGCGAUAAUUUGAUGAAAAUUUAUACAUCCUUCGCACCGGAGGGUGAUUCAGACUUUCGGAGCAUUUUGACGCCACGGCGACAGUUGGAAAUUCAUGAAACGUGCGCAGAGAGUAAAUCAUCGU